UGAAAUGUCAGAAAGCCUCCAUCAUCGCUAAAAAAAAAUAAUCAUCAUCGAAGUGCCAGCUAAAAUCGCUAAAAUCCACAACCAGAAGCGUCUCAAAAAUUUCGCUAAGAGCGGAGAAGUGUUAUUCUUAAGUGUUUUAUAUGCAUUUUAUCUCAUAAGCAUUCCAUUACCAAGUGAAAAAACCAGUUUGUUGUCCUAUCGACUCAUUACUGAUCGAAAAAAUAUCAAUCCAAACCAGUUAAGCCGCCCACAGAUUAUUGAUUACCCCAACAUCGAAACUAUCGAAAAAUUUUCGGAUGCUCCGUUAGUUCCCGUAUAAUUUGCGGCCUGCCCAAUCUCCGCAUAUGUUUCCAGCAUCACAACGCUACCAGCAGCAGCAGCCCACGGGGGAAGCAGAAGGACGAGUGGAUUUGAAAUCGUUAGAUUUCAGUUUGACUAAGCGCCUCCUGGCAGCGGUGUUUUUCCUUUUGCUCAUAUAUGCGCUGAAACAGUACUUCGAGGAUCAGAAUCAGUCGAAUAAAGUUUAUACCUAAUAAUCUUCAGGGAAAUGAGUACUAAAAAAGUAUCCUACUUUUUCAACCCGGACGUAGGAAAUUUCCACUAUGGCCCAGGACACCCAAUGAAGCCGCACCGCCUCUCUGUCAUCCAUCAUAUGGUGAUGAAUUAUGGGCUUCAUAAGAAAAUGCAAAUCUAUCGACCUUAUAAAGCCAGCGCGCAUGAUAUGUGUCGCUUCCACAGUGACGAAUAUAUCGAGUUUUUGCAGCGUGUAACACCGCAGAACAUUCAGGGUUUCACGAAAUGUUUGUCGGUUUUCAACGUCGGAGAUGACUGUCCGGUGUUUGAUGGGUUGUUCGAGUUUUGCGCUAUGUACACUGGAGCUUCACUGGAAGGUGCGCAGAAAUUAAACCACAACCACAGUGACAUCUGCAUCAAUUGGUCCGGCGGUUUGCAUCAUGCCAAGAAGUUCGAAGCUUCCGGUUUCUGCUAUGUAAAUGACAUUGUGAUCGGUAUUCUGGAGCUGCUCAAGUACCAUCCGAGGGUACUGUAUAUCGAUAUUGAUGUACAUCAUGGCGAUGGUGUUCAGGAGGCGUUCUAUCUUACUGACCGAGUAAUGACGGUUUCUUUCCACAAGUAUGGAAACUACUUUUUCCCAGGUACAGGAGAUAUGUACGAAAUAGGCGCCGAAUCUGGACGCUAUUAUUCAGUAAAUGUUCCGCUCAAAGAAGGUAUUGACGACCAGAGCUACGUACAGGUUUUCAAGCCAGUCAUUUCUGCUGUGAUGGAGUUCUACCAACCAACAGCGAUCGUAUUGCAGUGCGGUGCGGAUUCCCUUGCAGGUGACCGCCUCGGCUGCUUCUCUCUUAGUACAAAAGGUCACGGCGAAUGCGUAAAAUUUGUAAAAGAAUUAAAUGUUCCAACCUUGGUUGUGGGUGGAGGAGGCUAUACAUUGCGGAACGUGGCCCGUUGUUGGACAUACGAAACGUCGCUGCUGAUUGACGAGACAAUCUCGAAUGAACUGCCGAUGAAUGAUUAUCUGGAAUUUUUUGCACCUGACUUCACGCUGCACCCCGAUAUUCCCAGUCGGCAGGACAAUGCCAACAGUAAACAAUAUCUGGAAGCCAUUACGAGACACGUGUACGACAACCUGAAGAUGUGUCAGCAUGCGCCGAGUGUGCAAAUGUUCGAUAUCCCUGAGGAUUCGCUUCCGGAAGAGGUGAAGGUGAAGGAGGAACCUAACCCGGAGGCAAGAAUGACUCAGGAGGAAGAGGACAAGCAAGUUGAACCCAAAAAUGAGUUUUUCGAUGGAGAGAAUGAUAACGAUAAAAGCGAAAAUGAACCCUAGCAGUAACGUAUGUGUACGUAAAAAAGUCGACUCAUGGAACGCAGCAAAUCUGCAUUGUGAAGUUUACUGUAAGACGAUAGAAUUAUAAUCUAAACCUAAGUAAGCUUUAGCUAAAUCGUAGAGUUACGAUUAAAACCUCUUUUUAGUAUGUAUAGGAAAUACUGUAAUUAUAAUCGCAUGGUGCAAAAAAAACAGUCUUAUUUUUUAU
This is a messenger RNA of Wyeomyia smithii (pitcher-plant mosquito), 2051 nucleotides long. RefSeq names its product histone deacetylase 3 (gene HDAC3). The coding region runs from base 548 to 1843 and encodes 431 amino acids. Gene Ontology annotation, molecular function: histone deacetylase activity. The transcript is spliced from 2 exons. Lineage: Eukaryota; Metazoa; Arthropoda; Insecta; Diptera; Culicidae. The record is from RefSeq and is a predicted model, not a curated record.